Messenger RNA from Marasmius oreades (fairy-ring Marasmius), 5553 nucleotides. RefSeq lists its product as uncharacterized. The record is from RefSeq and is a predicted model, not a curated record. The transcript is spliced from 9 exons. The coding region runs from base 1 to 5553 and encodes 1850 amino acids. NCBI's taxonomy places the organism in Eukaryota, Fungi, Basidiomycota, Agaricomycetes, Agaricales, Marasmiaceae.
AUGGAUAUAACGAUCACAAAUAUAAUGGACAUACUGUCAGAUGGCGAGGAAUGCGAGGAGCUCGCGAGAUUCGAGAAGCUGCAGUGGAUUGGAAGAGGAGUAAGGUUUGAUACGAAAACACUACCCAGCUACGUUCGACUUUACUGUGCACACGAGCUGAAGAUACCAAUGAAAGUAAUGGAGAACCUAUUUCCGUCCGACUCCCUUCCUAUUCCCAUAUUCAUGUCAUACAAGCUACCAAUGCCAUCGCAGGCACUCAUCUUCCCCAAUUCAGACCGCUAUGUCUCCUCCGAACCACCGAACAACGACGGUACAGCCCUUGCAUCAUUUGACCUGCCACCAAAGGAGCUCGUCGAAAAACUACGCUCCCCCGGCUGGCUAGAGCAAAAUAUUCUUGAUGGAAUCCAAUCCAUCGCCAAUCCGUCGUAUCCCGGUGACCGUUUCCCACUUUGGUCUGUGGAAGCAUGGCAUGAGUUUUACAAAGCAGUGGAAAAGCAAAGAAAAUGGAGACAGUGCUCACAGUGGUUAUCAGAACAUGCGCGUCGGCCUACUGCAACUCAGCUCUUUGUACUCGAAGCACAAAAAUACCUGGGGCAACUGGGAUGGAAUGAAAGUUUGGAUCUUCCCGGCAGUGGUACACACGACACGACCUUUCAGUUUUCGCGGCUGGUGUCGGACUUGAAGAUAGAUGGGACAUUGAUUGACCUGAUGUGUCAUCAACUGAUGGAAAGAUUGGAGAAUAACGAACUGGUUGACAGCGAGCUAAUGAUCGCUAAUCGAGCUUUGAUGCACAAUGUGAAUGGUGCACAGAAAGAAAGAGAUCACUUGGAGCCACGUACCAAAUAUCUCAAACACCUAGCGAUGCAGAUCAAAGCCUUGAAGACUCGUUACCUUGUUUUUCCUGCCUUCAACGAAGAGAUACAACAUUGGUUAGCAUUCCAGAUUGACUUUGUUCAGAAAAAUAUUUCUUACGGGGAUUCUCUUGCGCACGAAGGUAUUCAGCCUCCAAAGAAUGUCUUGAAGAAGUUGAAGUGGUGGUUGGACAAUCAAUUUGGUGGAUGUUUCGAGAUCGUUGGCGACAGUCUUGAACAUGGGCGGCAGGACGAUUACAUCGUGUGCGGCUUGCUGGCCGUCAACACUAUUGCUCAUAGAGCACUCGGUGAACCAUUAUGGACCUUAUCGAGGAAGGUCUGGGACCGAGUCAACUGGUUUAAUGUUUUAUGCAAAGCCCACAUUGCCUCGAACCACCCAGGCUUCAAUUCUCCAUCUCGACUCCCUUCCCCGAUUACAGACCUUCAUAUCGAACCUCAGCCGCUAACAGAGCUCACGAAACCAGUGGUAACCGACGCAGCAGAACCGUCGUCGAAAACAAGUGUGGAUGACUUGGAUUGUUUUGUACAGCUCGAUGUUUCACCUAUGUUUGAUUCGAAAGGGGCAGGAGAGAGAAAAAGAGGGAUAGAGGAGGUAGCAUCAUCGUCGCCAUCGUCGCCUCCAUCAAAGAAGGUGUGCUUGGAUUGUGACGACUAUGUCACAGUAGUCACACUCGACCCGCCUCUUUCCGCAACCAGCGACAACAACGAAGACUAUUCUUCCGAUGCUGCGUCAGAUGGAGAGGAGUUUGAACCUUAUGAAAUCGAUUUUAUUCGUUCUCUACGCCCACCUGGUUCAUCCAAAUCAGCCACUUGGUCUCGAUCACAACGAGAACUCUACCACAGUGAUCCUCAACAUUUCUCGCCCAUCGAUAGCACCAAUGUAGUUCGGCUGAAACAGUUUCGAACUAGAAUUCUUCAGUUGUGCUCGAGCUCUGAGGUGUUGGAUGCCAUGCAUGUUCGGCAUGUCAAGUGCGGGCGCGAGUUAACCAUGAAGGACCCAUUCAACACAGGAAACUACAAAACACACCUCAAAACAUGUCCGGCUUUGAAGGGGAAGAAAAAUCAGAACGACGGCGCAGAGAUGUACCGCCUCACCAACUUUUUUCAGCCAUCCACGUCUCAAGGUCAAUUCGCCUCAGUUCCCACACGCCAUACUACUCGAAAACUAGUCGAAGUCCCAUGCGGUGGUCUCACAAGUGGUCAAAAUCCACUCAUUGACAUGUACAUCGAUCGUACAGGUGCGGAAGGUGGUGGGGCACGCUCAGUCAAUACCAUUUCCGUAGACAUCUAUGGAAAGAGGUAUAGGUAUCUCUCAUCAGAACGCAAGCAGCGCGUCAAACAUCUCCAACGACUAUCACAGGUCUGGAAGAUCGACCGUCAACGUUACUGCAUAUAUUCUUCUAAUUGCACGAAAGUUGCGCUUGUUGACCCCUCCUCCCCCUCAAACUCAGCGCCAGCUUGUGCAUCUUGUUUCGCCGUCAGCCGACUCAAAGUUUUCAAAAAUGCCAUUUCUAUUGCCAGGCCAUUAGACAAGAAUUACAAGUAUUUGAACCACGAAUAUCAGAAUAAGAACCUUGGUAGUAUUUAUGCUCGAGCAAAAGGUCUCGAGAAAUUGAUUCAAUCCGAGAAUUCUUCAACCACAGUGUGCGCAAUAUAUGUUACCGAAGUCUUGGAAGGGAAGCACAGUGGGAAUAGAGGGGAUGAAUUCUUCGGCUCACUGCUCCAAGCUAUGUUGGUCAAACGAAGCAAAGCGGAACGCGGUGUUGGCUUACAGAAUUUCCGCCAUGCCCCCGAUCUAAUUCAAAUCGCUCAUAUGGUCCAGAUGCAUAGUACUGUAGCCUACCAAUUUCUCCGGGAAUACAUGCCGCUACCUACAGUCAGAGCGCUACAACAGCUCCGGUCAAAGGAACCAUCGUUUCCUCUUGACAUCGAGGAAGAGACAUUUGUCCGAGCUGCACAUUACCUCAGUGUCAUGGCUUAUAAUGGUCCAGUGGCACUUAGCUGUGACGACACCAAAUUACUGCCGGCACUUCGCCCAUACUACGACAAGCCAAAUGAUUGCUACUAUGUUAUUGGUGCGGUCGGAAAGCCUCUCAUAUUAGGUGGUCCCGAUGAGUUUAGAGACAUAGUCAAGGAGGGGGUCAUUGUGAAGGCCACCAAGCUCCGUUUAUGGUGUCUUCAGAUACCACUACCUGGAGUUCCCACGAUUGUACUUGCUGCUAAGGCAAUACCUGGAAAUCUCAACGCUGCCACUCUCACUGAAUAUUCAUGGGAGAUUAUUUCCGGUCUUUUGAGACACGGGAUUAAUGUUCGGUCAUAUGCAUGUGAUGGUGCGGCAACAGAACGUGCUGUACAGAGAAAUUUGCACACCAAGGCGACAACGACGAAGACUGUCGGUAUACACCAUCCUGGUCCUUGUGGUAAUAAGCGGGACCUUGAGGUCACCAUUCACUUCUAUGAUGGUCACCCCAUUGCUUUUGUACAAGAUUCGAAACACGGUCUUAAGACUAUCCGUAACAAUCUUUUCAGUGGCUCGAAAUGUCUCACGUUCCCAAAUGACGUUGCCCUGUAUUCUCAGGUGCGGGACAUCUACCUGAAUGACGGCCCUAUAUUCCGGCGAGACUGGGAUCGUUACGAUAAACAGGAUGAUGCUGCCGCCACAAGAUUAACCUCCGGAGCAACCUUAGAGUGGCUUACCAAACACUCACCCUCCCUUGUUGGUCUUAUUAUCUAUCUGUUUGUGUUUGGAGAGCUGGUUGAUGCAUAUGAAAGCCGGUUGAUUGAUAUUCACACCAGAGUCCGAAUGGUUCUUCGUGCCUAUUAUUUCCUCGAGAUAUGGAUUCAAUUUCUACAAGCCACCAAAUAUCCACUGAAAAAGCAUUGCAUUUCGCAUGAGGCGAUUGAUAUCAUCAAUACUCUUGUUCAUGGAUUUCUGGAGUCAGUCAUCAUUUAUCGUGAUCAUGUCAAAGGCCAACGCCCAUUCCUUCCCUGGAGAAUUGGGUCUGGACCCUGUGAACGAGUAUUCGGGAAGUGUCGUCGGCUAGUAAAGGAUUUUAUGAUGGUCCAAUUUUUUGAAAUGGUUCCAAAACUUUUCAUUGGACUACGUGAAGAGGCCCUUGCAAGUCGUUUUAGUGAUGGGAAGGAGACCGUCAGUGGCUACAGCCACACUGACUUGGAUUGUCGUGGCAUGGACUUGCGAAAACAACGUCUGAUCCCAUCAGAUGAUGAGAUAAACGAGGAGUCUGUUCUGGCUUAUGGGGACGCGGAGAAUCUUUGGACAGUGCUCGGCGCAACUGCAGCAGACAUCCACACUCAAGAGAACAGCUUUACCUCAUUACCGCAUGUCCUAUCAUGGUAUUCUGAAAACACUCCAAAUACUCAGAACUCACAGGAUUCAGAGGACUCAGAGGACUCAAGGGAAGAUAUUCUAGUUGGGGACUCGGAUUGGUACAAUCGUAAAUUCUCGAAUAUUCAAGAUGCUCUUGAUGAGUUUGACCGAGAUCUUGACCUCUCUCCAACUGAAGACCACCGCCUCAUGGCUCUACGCUAUGCCGCUAUCGCUGAAUACCUUGACCAGCACAUGAGAUUAAAUUCUCUUCCGGAGCUCAGCAACGAAGGAGUAACAGAGGCACUCUCUGACGAUGGGGAAUACAUAGGCAAGAUCCUCGCAGAUUCUCUCCCAACAGUAAAUCACGAAAGUAACACCAAACCUUCGAAUUUUUUUGAAAGAACAACGACAUCGGCACCGGAUUUCUCUGCAGCUGACUUCAGCGAGUUGGUCAAGCAACGCUUCGAGCACCAGACAGAGCAGGCAAAGACGGGAGGGCGAGGUGUCACUGGUAAGACAGAUAAGGAAAAUGUCUCCGGUAGCAAAGAGGAGAAGAAAAGGGAACUUUCGCAGCGUCAAAAGAUCAUGCGCGAGUUGGAGCUAAUCUGCAGCGAGCAGGAAGUUGUGGGAGUUGGGACGGGGGUCGAACGAAAACUUCGCUGGACAGCUCGUGAUCCAGCUCCGGGUGGCAGAAAUGGUGUCGUUGAUGGAGAGAAGGCGAAUGGUCCAAUGGCAGGAAAUUCUGCAAAUGCUGCAUUGUCCGCCACUGCAGUCGCAAAGAAAAAACUCGCCGCACGUAAAGAUGUAUGGGCAAAAAAAGUGGCAAAACUCCCGAAGUCACUACGGUUAGGUGACGCUGGUGUAAGCCCCGAGACGCCAUUGACCACCUCGGCAAAAAAAGGGUCAGGAUAUGGAUAUGCCUUCGUUGAUAAGACCGUUGUACUAUGUCAAGUGCUAGCGAUCUAUUGCAAGGGCGGAGGUAAAAACGGCAAACAUGAGUUCAGAACCGAGUCUUCUAAUAUCUCGGCGGUUUCGUACCUUGUGGUCCAACUCUACGAUGAGUGGAUUGGCACACGAGGCCUUUUCCGAGCUAUACACAAUUCACUUGAAUUUCUUCGUCUCCGAGCGAAGAAAUUUGCACUCCUCCCUUCCUCGUUCUUUCUCUGCAUACUUGAUACUCCUGCGCAGGUCCAUCACGGUGGAAUCAAAGUCUCUGAGAACGAUUGGUCAACAUUUUGCAAGCUUCGCGAUGGGAAGGAAAAUAUCAUUACCACGUUGUCACCACCAAAAAGGGGUUCAAAGGGUCGACAAGCGGCCGCAACAGUUGUAUCGGACGAGUCAGAGGAGGAAUAA